Chaetomium strumarium is the source of this 882-nucleotide messenger RNA. Its product is annotated as ribosomal protein S5 domain 2-type protein. Gene Ontology annotation, molecular function: mRNA 3'-UTR AU-rich region binding. The transcript has 2 exons. Gene Ontology annotation, cellular component: nuclear exosome (RNase complex); cytoplasmic exosome (RNase complex). The coding region runs from base 1 to 882 and encodes 293 amino acids. Gene Ontology annotation, biological process: U5 snRNA 3'-end processing; nuclear polyadenylation-dependent mRNA catabolic process; exonucleolytic trimming to generate mature 3'-end of 5.8S rRNA from tricistronic rRNA transcript (SSU-rRNA, 5.8S rRNA, LSU-rRNA). The record is from RefSeq and is a predicted model, not a curated record. Lineage: Eukaryota; Fungi; Ascomycota; Sordariomycetes; Sordariales; Chaetomiaceae.
AUGCCGCGAGAAGUAGAACCAUCUCUCAAUGAGAGGCAGUUUGUUUUACAGGCUCUACAAGAGAACCUGCGGCUUGACGGCCGUGAGCUUGACCAAUACCGGCCGCUAGAGCUCAAUUUUGGCGAGGAAUAUGGCGUCGCAGACGUAACACUAGGCAAGACGAGAGUCCUCGCCAAAGCCACAGCCGAAGUCACGGUACCGUACACAGACCGACCUCUCGACGGCAUCUUCACCAUCGCCACCGAGCUCAGCCCGAUGACCUCCCCCUCCUUUGAGGUAAACCGCGCGACCGAAACCGAAGUGCUCCUCUCGCGCCUCCUCGAGAAGACGGUCCGCCGCUCGGGCGCGCUCGACACGGAAUCGCUCUGCCUCGUCGCCGGCCAAAAAUGCUGGUCCGUCCGCGUUGACGUGCACGUGCUCUCGCACGACGGCAACCUGAUCGACGCCGCGUGCUUCGCCGUCGUGGCCGCGCUGCGUCACUUUCGCAAGCCCGACACGAGUAUGGACGCCGGCGUGCUGACCGUGUACACGCCCGCCGAGCGGGAGCCGGUGCCGCUCAGCUGGCUGCACUCGCCCUUCUGCGUCACGUGGAGCUUCUUCGGGGAGGACGGCGAGUUUGCGGUGCUGGAUGCGACCUGGCUGGAGGAGCAGGUGCGGGUGGGUAGCUGCACCGUCAGCCUGAACAAGCAUGGGGAAAUCUGCCAGAUUGCGAAGCUGGGCGGGACACCGGUAGAUGCGGUCUCGCUGUUGCAAUGCACGAGCGUGGCGUUGACAAAGGUGAAGGAGUUUUCGGAGUUGAUGGACAGGAGAUUGACGGAGGACUUGAAGAGGAGGGAUAAGGGCGGAUUUAUGGCGCAGUUGAAGGCGGAUAAUGAUAGGUGA